This is a messenger RNA of Parastagonospora nodorum SN15, 1158 nucleotides long. RefSeq lists its product as hypothetical. The transcript has a single exon. NCBI's taxonomy places the organism in Eukaryota, Fungi, Ascomycota, Dothideomycetes, Pleosporales, Phaeosphaeriaceae. The record is from RefSeq and is a predicted model, not a curated record. Gene Ontology annotation, biological process: polyketide metabolic process. The coding region runs from base 1 to 1158 and encodes 385 amino acids.
AUGUCCAUAACGUCCUUCGAACAAAACGGUUCCGGAUUUCUCAAGUUCAAUUCUGGUCCUCCGCGCGUCUGGAUAACAUCGGCCUCUGAACCGUCGGAGAGAGCACUUCUCAACUGGUGGGAAGAAGGAUUCGAUGCUCGCUAUCUUCCAUACGACCCUCCCAACGAACCAGCGUACAUACGGACAUUGAAGAACCUCAGCGAAGACCUGAAUCUAGGCGAGUACUUUGCAAUAAUAGCAUAUGGAGAUGCGGCGAGCGUGGUGCUCAAGACAGCAAUGAAGCCCCUGCCAAAAUGCUGUGCGAUCAUCGCAUUCUACCCCACGACAUUACCAAGCCCGAAAACGAUGUAUCCUGCAUCACACCGGCUCCAGGUCCAUGUAGCCGGUUUGAGCCAAGCCAGUCACCGCCCGGAAAUUUGCGAAUGGAAGCUGUACCAGUACAAGCAGUGUGCAACCGGGUUUGCGGAUCAGUCUUCAAAAGCAUACUCUGAGAUUGAGGCGAACCUGUCCUGGAGCAGAGCACUGGCAUGUUUGCGCAAAGGCUUCAAUAGGAAUUUCGAUUUGGAACCGAUUGUACAAAAUAUGUGGAACGCAAAGUAUGAGGAUGAUGUCCCAGAGCGCGCGAGUAUGAGCAUAGCCUCAAAGAUGACUCAAAACAGCCCACAUGUCAGUAUACUGCCAACACUUCAGGGCGGCGUGGGCAGGAAAAAGCUGGAAGAGUUUUACCGCGAGUUCUUCGUGCCAAGUCUGGUGGACGAUUUCAAGAUCCGAUUGGUUUCGCGGACCAUGGGUGUGGACAGAGUUGUCGACGAGAUGGUAGUGUCCUUCACGCAUUCAGACGAAAUCGAUUGGAUCCUACCUGGUUUAGAGCCAACGGAUAAGUUUGUCGAGAUCCCAAUGGUCAGCAUCGUGACAGUAAGAGGAGGAAAGUUGGUUUCUGAGCACAUGUAUUGGGACCAGGCAUCGGUUCUGGUGCAAGUAGGCCUUUUGGAUCCAAGGAUGGUGCCGAAGUCGUUCAAGGGCAAAGGUCUAAAGAGGAUGCCAGUCGUAGGAGCAGAAGCGGCCAAGCAGCUGCUCGAACCAAAGCAAGAGAGAUACAACAAGUUGCUGCAAGAACACGGGUUGUUGGACGGCCUGAACGGAGUAAAUGGCAAUUGA